Folsomia candida is the source of this 592-nucleotide messenger RNA. RefSeq names its product larval cuticle protein LCP-17. NCBI's taxonomy places the organism in Eukaryota, Metazoa, Arthropoda, Collembola, Entomobryomorpha, Isotomidae. The record is from RefSeq and is a predicted model, not a curated record. Bases 139 to 444 code for a protein of 101 amino acids. Gene Ontology annotation, molecular function: structural constituent of chitin-based larval cuticle. Gene Ontology annotation, cellular component: chitin-based extracellular matrix. The transcript has 5 exons.
ACGAUAAGGUGGUCACCUCAACAGGGUCACCUUUCACUUCGACCAUAUAAAAGCAGGGGUUCGUCCUGGUUAGAGACUCAUCUUCUACUUUGACCACUUCAUCGUCUCAUCAAACACACACCCACACCACUACCAAAAAUGAAAUUCGUGCUCGUCUUGGCUUUGGCCCUCGCCGUCUCCGCCGCCCCACAAGGCGACAAGGACACCCAAAUCGUUAAGUCCGACUACGAGAACCCCGGAGAUGGCUCUUACAAAUUCAACUACGCCCUCAGCGACGGAACCACCCGUGACGAAUCCGGAAACCUGAAGCGAGUUGGAGAUGUUGAUGCUCAAACUGCUGAGGGCACUAUCUCCUGGACCUCCCCCGAAGGUCAGGUCAUCACCCUUCGAUUCGUCGCAGAUGAGAAUGGCUACCAACCUCAGGGUGACCAUUUGCCCAAGUAAGAACUUUUUCCCAAAACGCGAAAAAAAGCUCUCCGGCAUCAAAAGAAUUCUAAAAUUUAUUUAUUUAAAACGUGAUCAAAUAUGAGCUUCUAAAUCAGAAAUGAUGAACAAUAAAAAAAACUUAUUUAUUUGUGAUAACAGAAAAAAA